CCCAGAGCUGAGGCAGGAUGUCUGGGGGCACGGUGGAGGGCCUAGGGUUGGGUAGUCAACAAGGGCCGUUAGGAUUCCCUCUUGCAGAAAGGUCCAGAGAGCGGCCCACUAGUCCUAGUGCUCCUCAGGUAGAACAGUUAAGAUCAAUGUAUCCCUCUAGUUUUUAAGGAUUUCAUCCCACACUCUCACCUCUCCCACACUCUCACCUCUAAUGAUUAGUAACCAGGCUAAGGACAAGAUGCUAGCUAGACCUGGCAAGGAUGAAGCACAAUUGGUGAGAACAGGGGUUAGGGAUGGCAGUGUUAGAACACUUACAAUAACUGUGUAUUGAAUGCAAUCAAUUUUUAUAGUCUUUUGAAACCUUUUGAGUUGGGUCUCUGGUGGAAGUCAGAGAAGAGAAGUAUAGGAAGGCAAGCUGUGACCCCAGAAAACUUCUGAAGCUUCAUUUUAAAGCUUUAGGAAGUCCCUAGUCUGCCACUGCUUUGUUUUUUGUUUCUUUAAGUGGGGCACGCAGCCUCCUGUCGCUAAUAUUAACCUGCAUCCUCCUCGCUGGUUUCAGAGGUACUGUUGGGAAUUAACUUAAGCCAAUGUAGGGGAUUUGGGAAGGUAAACGGGUAGAUAAGAAAAAAGCAACAUGGGGGUGGGGAAGGGCAGAGGUGACACCUGAGGAGAGGAACCUGUAGCUGGCCCCUCCCAGGCUGCAGGGGAAACGAGUUUGGCAGGAUUUAGCCCCGAAGGAACAAGAGCUGCUAAGAACUGGGCAGGGAGGACAUUUGGGUUCGUCUAAAGAAUAAGGUGGCACAGGGCAGGGCAGGACUGUAAAGAGAGUGACAGUAUGGGCCCGGAUUACUGGCGAGUUGCCCUGCUUUCGAUCCCCAUCACCCAGAGACUUGGACGAGGUUAAUUAGAAUACUAACUGGGUCCGCCCAGAAGCCUUCACGCUGCCCUCUGACCCUGGGGCCCAGCCCGAGGAGGCUCCUGGGGCCGAAGGCCAGAGCAAACUUAAGCAGUCGUCACUUCGCCGCCUGAAUCCCCGGGGCCGCCCCUGGGGCAGGACCAGGCCCCGGCUGCCUGCCCAAACCGGCCCACCGUCUCCACAGCAUGGAAGCCGCCGGCAACACUGAGGCUGCGGGGACAGGUGGGCCUUGCCCCCUUUUCCCUCGCAGGUCCUGGUCGGACGAAGAGUGUAUGUGAGGCGAGGGGCUGUGCCUCGGAACUUCUCUCGGAGCCCAGAGGACUGCUUUACAUGCAGCAGACGCUCAAUAAUGGCAAGUACAUCGCCUCAACACAGCGACCUGACGGGACCUGGCGCAAACAGCGGAGGGUGAAAGAAGGCUAUGUACCCCAGGAGGAGGUCCCAGUGUAUGAGAACAAGUAUGUGAAGUUUUUCAAGAGUAAACCAGAACUGCCCCCAGGGCUGAGCCCUGAGGCCACUGCUCCUGUCACCCCAACAAGGCCUGAAGGUGGUGAACCAGGCCUCUCCAAGACAGCCAAACGCAACCUGAAGCGGAAGGAGAAAAGGCGGCAGCAACAAGAGAAAGGGGAGGCAGAGGCCUUGAGCCGGACUCUCGAUAAGGUGUCCCUGGGAGAGACAGCCCAACUCCCUAGUGCCCCACAGGCCUCCCGGGCAGCCCCUACAGCUGCCUCUGACCAGCCUGACUCAGCUGCCACCACCGAGAAGGCCAAGAAGAUAAAGAACCUAAAGAAGAAGCUUCGGCAGGUGGAAGAGCUGCAGCAGCGGAUCCAGGCUGGGGAAAUCAGCCAGCCCAGCAAAGAGCAGCUGGAGAAGCUAGCAAGGAGGAGGGCACUGCAGGAGGAGCUAGAGGACUUGGAGCUAGGCCUGUGAGGCCUGUGGGGCAUAGGGGAUGAACUGCAGAACAAACCAUGGGGCUCUCUGGGGUCGUGGGGAAUGUGGGCAGCAGUAGUCAGGAGGGAUACCCCCCCAUACUGGCUUGCAUCCACCUCUCAAGGCCCAACUCUGCCCUCCAGAACCUAGCCUCUCCCUCAUUCCUUCCCUUUUUGUCCCAACUCCUAUUUUUUGGACUUUUCUCUCUCCCAUUCCCAGUGUUCAAAAACAUCAGUAACUACCCUAGAUUCCUUUGCUGCUGAUUUGGGUGUCUUGUUAAAAAAAAAUUGGGCGGGUGGGAAUCUCUUGGAGAACUGAUAUUGAGGGUAGGGGGACUACGCCCAAGUCUUGGAGUCUUGGUUCCUGUUCAGUGUUUAUGAAUAUUCCCUUCCCCCACCCUUGACCUUUUUUUUUAAGAACAGAAUAAACAAGUAGACAAAUUGUC
Molecule: messenger RNA, 2291 nt
Organism: Hipposideros armiger (great roundleaf bat)
Lineage: Eukaryota; Metazoa; Chordata; Mammalia; Chiroptera; Hipposideridae
Gene: PYM1
Product: PYM1 exon junction complex associated factor
Exons: 4
Coding region: 1247-1846 (199 amino acids)
Biological process (GO): exon-exon junction complex disassembly
Cellular component (GO): exon-exon junction complex; cytoplasm
Molecular function (GO): RNA binding
Source: RefSeq, a predicted model, not a curated record